CAAUCUAUCUUAGCUAUAUACUUGUCACAACUUCAUUUCCAAAAUAAAAACCAUCUCCUAAUUAAUAUUCCAACAACCCAAGUUACCUGUUGACCCUCCUCAGCCAAACAAUUCUUGUUUCUAGCUUUCACAAGCAAGCUCUAACAACAAUGAAGAAAGUAGUGUUAAAGGUGGACUUACAUGGUGAUAGAACCAAGCAAAAAGCUAUGAAGACAGCAUCUGGCCUUUCAGGGGUUGAAUCAGUUUCUGUGGACAUGAAAGAUAUGAAAAUGAUCGUAGUGGGGGACAUUGAUCCAGUGAGUGCAGUGUCCAAGCUACGAAAGUGUUGUCGCACUGAAAUAGUUUCAGUUGGACCAGCAAAAGAGGAGAAGGAGACAGAAAAGGAGGAGCCAGCAAAAGUACUUGUUCCUCUCAAGCACCAUGAAUCCUAUCCCCUUUAUUAUCGGAUGACACCACAGUAUAGUCAAAGUUACUAUGUCACAAGUUACGAAGAGAAUCCUAGCGGCUGUGUCAUCUGCUAAAUUUGAGAAUACAGAAAAUAUAUGAUAUAAAAAAAGACACUCAUUUUGUUGCUUUUAUUAGUAUUUUCAUGAUCUAAUAGAUACAAGGGAGUAAAUAUGUACUUUAUUUAGUGUAGUGUAUGAUUAGACUUUGUCAUUUUGUAAAAUGUAUUAGACAAAAUUUGAUGGGUUAUUCAUAAAUAAUAAUAACCAAGAUUUGAGUGGAAAUGUUCUCUUCCUAA
Molecule: messenger RNA, 742 nt
Organism: Glycine soja
Lineage: Eukaryota; Viridiplantae; Streptophyta; Magnoliopsida; Fabales; Fabaceae
Product: heavy metal-associated isoprenylated plant protein 39-like
Exons: 3
Coding region: 150-521 (123 amino acids)
Molecular function (GO): metal ion binding
Source: RefSeq, a predicted model, not a curated record